AUGUUUGGCUCGCUCACGCCUCUGAUCCUUGCGGCCAGCGGGCUCAAGUCGAGCACAGGGAUCGUGUUCAAUCAGGCGUCCAAGCACGCAGCAUACUCGCCAUCGCUGACGGUAGCGCUCUGCGAGACCAUCAAGCUUUUUGCCUCGUUUGCACUCCUCACUCGAGCGCUGCAUCAAGAGAGGACCGGAAACCUGUCCGCCUCGACGCUAAGCCAGACUGGGCAAGGCUAUCUGCCGGUACGAGCCGACGAUCUCGAGGCGCCGGAUACAGAAGUCAAAGACAAGUCUCGAUUUACGAGCAACAACGAUGGAGCGUCAGCGACCCACCGCAGUCCUUCUUUGCUAGAGAGUAGUCUGGACGACCAUCUGCGGGUUCCGCCUACGCUCAUGCAGCACGUCUUAUCGCAGAUCUUCCAGAUGCAAGGACUCCGGCUGAUCGUGCCCGCCCUGAUCUACGUGGUUCAAAACAACCUCUACUUGUACGCAGCCUCGGUGCUCGAUCCUGCCUACUUCCAGGCGUUGUGGCAGAUGCGCAUCCUGAUGAGCGCUCUGCUCACGUGCACGGUGCUCAAGAAGCGCAUCCUCCCGCUGCAAUGGCUCUGCAUUCUCGGCAUCUUUGGCGGCGUCAUGCUCGUCAAAGCGGCCACCUCGGCCCCGCGCGUUUCGCAGCAGCCAAGCCGAGUGGAUGCCGGAGCAACGCUCUCAGCGUCGAUCGCUCUGUGCGUGGCGGCACUCUUGAGUUCCACAGCCGGUGUCUUUCUCGAGUACAUCUUUCGCGAUCGCAAGGUCAAUCUGUGGGCAUCCAACGUUCAGCUUUCCUGCUUCUCGAUACUUCCCGCCGCCAGCAUUUUCAUCUUUGGCAAUUCCUCCAACAAGGCGGCAGUCUACCACGACCUUCAUGCCAGUCUCUGGCCGACCGGAGCCAUCCUUUGUCAAUCGUUCAACGGCAUGGUCAUUGCGAUUCUGCUCAAGAAGGCCGGGGUGCUUAUUAACGAUCUCACCUCGGCUGUUUCGAUCGUGCUCACUUUCGCCCUCAACGAGAUGCUCUUCCCGGCCUCGAGCACCAUUGGCGGCGUCUCGGAUGUCAUGCUGGUCAUUGUCGGCAGCGCCGUCAUCCUUGCCUGCAGCGUCUCGUACAACCGAUUGAUAGAAGCACUGCCGAAACCCCGAGAGAGUCGCCCGCCAUCCACCCUGGACCAUGCUCUGCGCCAAAGUAUCGACGUAGCCAUCCACUCUCCCGCUUCGCCAGUCCGGUCUUUGUCGGCAUCCUCCUCUGCUUCGUCACCCGUGGCCACCCCUCCGCCACAUCAGCCAGCAGGCUACUUCCGCACCGCCAAUCUCCAAAAGGACGACGAAAAGGGAUACGAGUCUGCAGCGCUCAUCCAAAUGAGCGAGCUGCCCUUCCGAAGCUCUCUACGGUCCAGCCCCUGA
Molecule: messenger RNA, 1431 nt
Organism: Kalmanozyma brasiliensis GHG001
Lineage: Eukaryota; Fungi; Basidiomycota; Ustilaginomycetes; Ustilaginales
Product: Nucleotide-sugar transporter
Exons: 1
Coding region: 1-1431 (476 amino acids)
Biological process (GO): pyrimidine nucleotide-sugar transmembrane transport
Cellular component (GO): Golgi membrane
Molecular function (GO): UDP-galactose transmembrane transporter activity
Source: RefSeq, a predicted model, not a curated record